CACUGAUCACGGAAACAGCUGAAGAUCUGUUACGCUGACAGCUCAAGAGGAGAGGAGAGCCGGUAAUCAGCUUUCUCUGCGGGGACAUGUACACUGAUCAUUGGGGCACUGAUGAUCAGUGUGCCCUUAUGAUCAGUGUAGCCCCAGCAGUGCCACAUGUCAGUGUCCAUCAGUGCCUUGUGUCAGUGCUCAUCAGUGCCUCGUGCCAGUGCCCAUCAAUGCCACAUAUCAGUGCCCAUCUGAGCUGCCUUUCAGUGUCACCCAUCAGUGCCACCUAUCAAUGGCAAUCAGUGCCACCUAUAAGUGCUGCCAAUCAGUGCCACCUAUCAGUGCCACUGAUCAGUGCCUGUCAGUGCCGCCUAUCAGUGCCAGUCAGU
This is a messenger RNA of Staurois parvus, 377 nucleotides long. The record is from the annotation of a GenBank genome assembly. NCBI's taxonomy places the organism in Eukaryota, Metazoa, Chordata, Amphibia, Anura, Ranidae.